AUGAGUCUCGUGGGCCCUCUCAGCAUACUCGACGAGCCACGAAGGGACUUUCUGCUUUGCCUCCCGCAUCAAGUUGACGAGUGGUUUAGCAAGAGGAAUAUUCUUCUCGGAGAAAAAAGCAGUCGCCAGGCCCGAUUUUCCGGCCCGCCCAGUCCUUCCGAUCCGGUGGACGUAAUCUUCUAUGGAGCGUGGAAAGUCGAAGUUUAUGACGUGGGCCACGUGAGGAAUGUCGAGCCCACGUGCGGCUACAUCGGUAGCCACAAGAAUCGGAGUUCGACCGCUUCUGAAAGAUUUCAAAGCGUGUUCUCGGGCACUAUUGGUCUUUUGGCAACGAAGAAUAUCAACCAAAAAGUCCCGUUUGUUCGUCUCAUCAACAAACUCAACUCUCUGAGCGAUGAGAUCGGUACUCGAUCCGACUUUUCCAGCAGCAAGGAAGAUGUAGUUCGUGAGAAAAUCCGAUGCAAGCCUCUGCAAAAGAGUGAAAUCGAAACCCGUAUUUCAUCUGGAAAUGUGGCACUGAAAAGCAUUGUCUGUCUCGAGCCUGGUGGGGGCAUCUCCAUUUGCUGA
Molecule: messenger RNA, 567 nt
Organism: Striga asiatica
Lineage: Eukaryota; Viridiplantae; Streptophyta; Magnoliopsida; Lamiales; Orobanchaceae
Source: the annotation of a GenBank genome assembly